GAGCAGCAUGAGCACCCCACAGUCAGCUGCACCAGAGAGCCCCACCGAGGGUCCCACAGGCCCGGCAGGGAAGGCUGCGGUCGGUGUCCGGGAGAAGGGCCCUCGGCUCUGUCAGCGACUGCCCUCUAUAGUGGUGGAGCCCACUGAAGCGGGUGCCGUGGAAAGUGGGGAGCUGCGUUGGCCACCGGAGGGUACCCAGAGGGGAGCCCCUCAGAUCCAGGCUGCUGCUGCAUCUUCCCCGAGUCCUCCUGGAGCACCAGGGAAGGAAGGAGGUGAUGACGUCAUCGAGGGUGCCAGCCCCGGGCACCAGGUAUUCCCUGCUCCGGUAACAGAUACGGGCAUGGCAGGCUCUGCUCUCUGACCACCGAGAGGACUUC
Messenger RNA from Apodemus sylvaticus (European woodmouse), 377 nucleotides. It is a transcript of the gene Lbhd2, whose product is annotated as LBH domain containing 2. The record is from RefSeq and is a predicted model, not a curated record. The coding region runs from base 8 to 361 and encodes 117 amino acids. The transcript is spliced from 3 exons. Lineage: Eukaryota; Metazoa; Chordata; Mammalia; Rodentia; Muridae.